AUUGAAAGAAUGAAAUGUCAAACCGGCAAAAUAAAUGUUAGUCUUGCCACUUGAUUUUUCUGACUAUUAACAUGCAGAGUGUAAAUUCAUAAGUAUGUCAUCUGUGUUCUCGUGCUAAGUAGAAAUUUAACGUUUAAAAUUUUUCAUUACGAAAAUGAAAGGCAAGUUAUAGCAUAAACUUUAAUCCUCAAAACAACUCAAAGAAAUUUGCAAGCUCGUUUCGUUUAUUCGUUUAUAACGAAAAGGUAUUGGUAAAAGGAAUCGACAAUUGUUUCGGGAAAGUAUUUGAAUGCCUAAUGUUUUAAUUUUGGUUGUAUAAAUUGCAAUGAUUAUUAUAUUCCCGAAAAUACAUAUGUCAAGAGCUCAGCAUGUGCGUCCAUAGCUCGAACACGCCUGCCCGACGUUAUUUCCCAAAUGAUUUUGAUAAAAAGGCUCACACAAAAAUAUUGCCAAUCACAAUGGAAAUAAGUUGGACACUUGACUGGCGAUAGUUUUUGUUAUAUGGAAAUGCAGUGUUAUGAAUUUAAAAACCAGCAUGAAAACGUUAAAGUAAAAUGAGAACAGUACUCGAAGAAAUAUCGAAAUGUCAAAUAGAAAUGUAAUUCUGUAAAAACAAACAACAAAUUCGCAGUCGAGUGAAAAUAAGUAAAUUGUAGGAAAUUAAAGAGGCAUUUACAAUAUAAAAUAAAUAUAUCUUGAUUGAAAGCACACUUAUUUAAAACAAAAUGGAAAUUGUAAAUCCCUGUUUUUCAGUGUUAUCCAAUUACGAAGUGAUGGAGUCCUUGAAAACACUUAAGGAUACUAAGAAAAAAUAUGGGCUACGAAACCUGGCAACAAUCACAUAUGAAACUUUGCAAUAUUUAGAGGAUUCGCCAUGUAGACAAGAAUCUCGUGAAAGCAUUCAUUCAUUUUUAACAGAAGUAAAAAACUUAAGCUGCAAAUUAACAACGACAGAAUGCUUAAUGAUGGUCAACGAUCCCCCUACGAGUGCUCUACAUAUUCAAUUGCUUAUUGAGGACAGCGAAGAACGUUUGUCCGAAGAGCAAGUGAAUGAAAUUCUGCAAAUUGUUGCUAAACAUUUUCCUAACAAUCCGACCGAAAAUAAUUAUUAGAAAUGCAUAAAAACGCAGACAAAACAUUAUAACUUAACGUUUCUGGUCGCCUAAAUCAUCAAUAUAAUCUUCAUCAAUCUCGGGCCACUUCUCAGGUAUUACAUCGAAAAGAUCGUCUUUUACAUCGCCUUGAAUAACAAUUUCAUCGUCACCUGUAACAGAUGAGCCGCAUGCGAAUUUU
This is a messenger RNA of Bactrocera oleae (olive fruit fly), 1293 nucleotides long. RefSeq names its product RNA polymerase III subunit I (gene Polr3I). Gene Ontology annotation, biological process: transcription initiation at RNA polymerase III promoter. Lineage: Eukaryota; Metazoa; Arthropoda; Insecta; Diptera; Tephritidae. The record is from RefSeq and is a predicted model, not a curated record. Gene Ontology annotation, cellular component: RNA polymerase III complex. Gene Ontology annotation, molecular function: nucleotide binding.